This is a messenger RNA of Tribolium madens (black flour beetle), 842 nucleotides long. Its product is annotated as SOSS complex subunit B homolog. Lineage: Eukaryota; Metazoa; Arthropoda; Insecta; Coleoptera; Tenebrionidae. The coding region runs from base 132 to 722 and encodes 196 amino acids. Gene Ontology annotation, cellular component: SOSS complex. Gene Ontology annotation, molecular function: DNA binding. The record is from RefSeq and is a predicted model, not a curated record. Gene Ontology annotation, biological process: mitotic cell cycle checkpoint signaling; double-strand break repair via homologous recombination; response to ionizing radiation. The transcript has a single exon.
UCCAUACCGCUCCAAAAACCCCGUCAUUUGACAUCGGCCACUCGAACAAGUACCAUCAAAUGCGCCUUAUCUCUUCAUUCCUUAAAAUGCCAUCCAAUUUCCCCCCUCACUAAUCCCCAAAAUCCCCGAAAAUGGACAGCAACUACGUCCAAAUCAAGGACAUGCGUCCAGGCUUGAAAAACAUAGCCGUAGUGUUUAUCGUGUUGGAGGUGGGCCACCCAACAGUGACGAAAGAAAACCGCGAAGUUCGAACUUUCAAAGUGGCCGAUCAAACGGCGUGUAUAAACGCGAGUGUGUGGGACGAAGCGGGACAACUUUUAGUCCCCGGAGACAUUGUGAGACUCACCAAGGGCUACCUCUCCAUCUGGCGCAAUUGUCUCACUCUCUACACCUCGAAAGGGGGCGAUUUGCAGAAAAUCGGAGAAUUUUGCAUGGUUUUCAACGAACAAUUGAAUAUGAGUGAGCCCAAUCAGGCGUUCCCGCAGGCGCCCCCAGUGUGUGGGCCCCCGAAUAACCUCCCGUUGAACAAUGGGACGAAUAAUGGGGCUGGGAGGAUAGGGCCCCCAGCACCGGUUACCACCGCGACGACGUUGAUGAACAACACAGCGGGGCCGAUCAAGACAGCGCCAGCGACGAAUAGAGGCCCCCCGCAGGAUAGUCAGAAGAGGCAGAGGGGCUCCAGGGGCGGGCAACAUAGGAAUAGGCACAAUAGGGCUAAUUGAACUGUGGACUUGUACGAAUUAUUGUUGAUAAAUGUUUAAAUUUUUUAAAGAAUGGCGAAGAUUAAUGUUAAUUUUGUUUGAUACAAGGCGUAUAAAUGUAAAUAUACCAUAAGAAAUAUA